Molecule: messenger RNA, 462 nt
Organism: Oxyura jamaicensis (ruddy duck)
Lineage: Eukaryota; Metazoa; Chordata; Aves; Anseriformes; Anatidae
Gene: ATP5MJ
Product: ATP synthase membrane subunit 6.8PL
Exons: 4
Coding region: 135-299 (54 amino acids)
Cellular component (GO): mitochondrion
Source: RefSeq, a predicted model, not a curated record
GAGGGCGCUGCUCGGCCGCUGCCGCCCCUCCCGGGCCGGCGCCUCCCCUUCCCGGCGUCCCCCGCAGCGGCACCGGCGGCUGUCCCCGCUCCGUGACCUUCGGCGGCCGCCGCGCUCCCCCCCCGGCCCUAACGAUGGUGCAAGCCAUGAUUCCAAAGUCAUGGAGAGCCAUGAGGUUCUACUUCUCUACAGUUUAUCAAGAAGUAUGGGUCGGUAUAGCAUUAACAGCUUAUACCUAUUACAAAAUUUCAUAUGGUGGCAAAAAAGCAGUGGCAGAUAAGUCUUCUGACCAUCAUUAAAGAUCUCUUCUUGGAGAAUGAAUUUGGUGUUUGAUCAUCUUUACUGUACAUGAAGCAAGUUACGACCAUAGGGAAGUUAAUUCUAAAACUGUACCUGAUAUACUUCUGUACUUAGAAUAAAUCUGUUGAACAACAAGAAAUUAAACAUGUUGGACACGAUAUA